AUGUCCACUAUUAUUUCAAGUGGUACAAUCAAUCAGCAUGAUGUUAUCACCCAGGAUACUCGUUUGGAUCUCGCUACUUCUCUUUCGAGUGUAGCUUUAAGCAAUUCUCGGUAUUAUGAUGCUUCCAGUUCACUCAUAACCGAUUUGUUUUGGUUUAUCAGCUAUUGCUUCUACACUGUGAUAUCCAACAUCCUCUACUACAUCCCAACGGUGAUCAUCUCAAUUCUCACACAUACAUUUCAGUUCAGUCUGUCGUUCACCAGCAUCUUGCUUUUGUUGCUUGUUGUUAUUGUUGUUGCCUACGGUUAUGUUCGAUAUAUAUACCUCACGAAGUACUCAAGGCUACCUGAAGAGCCCAAAAGGCAGGAACCCACAAUUGAUACUUUCCUAGAGCCACCUGUGGAAUAUGGGAAAUCAAGAGUGAGCUACAUAGAUGAGUUUCUAAGUGCCAUCAAAAUCUUUGGCUAUUUGGAUAAGUCUGUGUUCCAUGAGUUAACUAAGAGUAUGCAAACCCAGAAACUAGACUCAGGAGAAAUUCUCUUCUUGGACGAUACCUCUGGUUUCACAAUCUGUGUUGACGGAGAGAUACAAGUGUAUUUUAAAGUUGGCGAUGACAAGGUGCAGAAACAAGGUCCCUUUGCUAAGGAUAAUUCCAAAGAUGUUGUUGUUGUCGAUGGCGUUCGUUACCAGCUUUUAAACAACGUUAAGAGCGGUGCACCUGUUUCCUCCUUUAUUGGAGUGUUGAGCCUUUUGACCAAUCAGUCAUCCCUGUUGAGGUAUGCUGCUCCUACUCCUUCGCUACUAAGUCCAGAAAGCCUAAACCGCAAGUCCCUUCCUAUGCCAUCAGAUGGUUUUGCCUUGGAUGAUACAUUAGGGUCGUGUUCUCCGGCAAUCAGUUCGCCCGAUGUGCAAAGUAACAAUGGAAGAGCAUCUUCCAGAUAUUCACGUCAUUCAACCAAAGUAGAUUCUCUCUCUGUACACAAGAAUGUCUGGCAGCCUUCCAAAGCUCUAAAUGGAAAGGAUCUUGAUAAAAAUAUAUCGCCAACCGAGACAGAUCCUGACGGCUUCUUGAACGAUGUUGGUGUUGUUGAUGGGCAGCCAUCCUCGAAUUCUUUUCCAAAGGCUGUGCAUGGCGUACCACAAAGUAUCAACAAUACAUCGCUGGCUGGAAACUUUCCGAUUUCUGGAGACAUGGGAAACACUUCAUUGGGAUCUAAGGUGAAUGGCUCCGGAGUGGAACUCAUCGCAAUUCCCAAGGGUAACUGCACGAUUUCUAUCAUUCCUCGUGAGUCGUUUAUCAAAAUUGCUCACAAGUAUCCGAAAGCAACUACUCACAUCAUUGACAUGAUCUUGACAAAGCUCUACAGGGUGACUUUCCAAACCGCAAACGACUAUUUGGAUCUCACUUCCGACAUUUUUGAGACCGAAUUGAAUUUGAACAAUAGAAUUACCUACAAGCUGCCUGGCUAUCUACAUGAUACUAUUAUAGAAUCCCUUGAUUUGGAGGCAGAUUCCGCUGCUAAUGCCGACGACUCCAAUUUGCCCUAUUCAGAGAUCUCGACUUCAAAGUCUCAGUCUGCCAAAACGCGUCCUGCUAUAGUUAUCAGAUCUAGUCGGCAUUUUCAAAAUUCGAGUUGUGAUGGUACCGUAUCUACUUCUCCAAAGGUAUGUCGGGACAGUGAUGGUCUGAAUAGUGUAAAAAUGAGCUUAAAAGAGCAAGGUAGUCUUGCAGGUGCCAGUAAUAUGCAACCUCAAAAAAGUAACUUUUCCUCUGCUCUCAGGUCUAACAGUAUGUUUAGCCUCAGAUCAAACGAUGAAGGUGUGAAUUCCAUGGAUGUUACAAAUAAGAGGCCGUCACUAAUUCAUCAUCCAAGUUCUUCGGCCAGGCAUUUUACUUUGAAGUCUAGAAACAAGCCAAAUCCGGGUGAUUUGGUUUCAAAUGCCCCCUUACCUAAAAAUGAGUCUGACAUGACGUUUGACGGAUCCAAAUUUAUCGGAAGAAAUGAUUCAUUCCGAAAUUCUGAGGAGUUUGAUGACUCCAUUUGGGCUUCUGCUCUUUCGGAUGCUAUCAGUGAGGCAAUUGGAAUAGUGAAAGAUGUAUUCACAUGGAAUGAUUCGUUUCCUUCUUCUUCAAUCGCUAGCACUCAAUACAGUUCGCAGGUAAUUAGUUCUUUAACUGCAAUUAACAUUGUUCCGACUGUUGAGGAAGGCCACAGUUCGGAUGCACACAAAUAUCUGACAACUGGAUUCAAGUUUCAUGGAAAUAUGGAUGAUGAUUCUGUCGGAAGUAACUCGGAAAAUGGGGCUUCAGAUUAUGAGGCAGUGAAGAAAGAUCUUGCGGACGAGAUUCAGGUUAUGAGGAUUAGUAAGGGUACUAAAAUUAUUAGAGCCGGUGAACAGACACCCGGUAUUUAUUAUGUUAUUGAUGGUUCUCUUGAUGUCUCUUACUGGAAGGGAGAUAUGGAAGAGCUUGAUGAUGAUGAUGAUUCCCCAUAUUCAAAGAUAUUAUACUACCGUCGCAGGCGUUCAAAGAAUCUAAAAGGUAAUCAGCAAUAUUUAUUUACCGUUGGCAAGGGUGAGAUAGCAGGAUAUCUCGGAACAUUGAUUGGAUCGAAGUCGUUUAUUGAUGUCAAGGCAACUGAAACCACGUAUGCGGCAUUCGUUCCAAGGGAUGUUUUUGAUUUCAUGAUUGAACGAUAUCCUAGAGUUGAGUCAUGUAUUGCAAAGCAUUUGUUGACUGUUCUAGAUCACAGACUUUAUCUCACUGACUAUGCUAUGGAGUGGGUUCACUGUCCUGCAGGUAAAUCGUUAUACAAUCAGGGAGACCCGGCAAAUGGAAUUUAUGUUGUGCUCAAUGGCAGGUUCCGUUCAGUGAAGGUUAAUUCGGUUGAUAAGAGACAUGUGAUAUUGGGUGAACACGGCCAAGGUGAGUCCUUGGGUGAAGUGGAAGUUCUUACGAAAACACGCCGUAUUGUCACAUUGGUUGCAAUUAGGGAUUCUGAAUUGGCCAGAAUACCUCGUACUUUAUUUGAGUUGAUUGCCCUUAGUAAUCCGUCGAUCAUGGUGAGUGUCUCACGACUAGUUGCAAACAGAGUCAAGAGUACUAUGGCCAAUGAUCCAAGUCUUUCGCCUACCCCGGGCAUUAGUCCGCAUGUGAAAGAUGAGCCCUUGUAUCAGACAUUCUCGAAUUUCCGUACUCUAACUAUCCUUCCGGUUACCCAGGGACUUCCUGUUACAGAAUUUGGCGAGAGACUAGGACUUGCUUUGGAGGCCAUAGGACAGUCCGUCAAGAUUUUGAAUCAAAGUUCUGCCUUGACCAAUCUUGGUAAGCAUGCAUUCGAUCGACUUGCCAAGAUGAAGCAGAGUGGUUACUUUGCAGAACUGGAGGAGAAGUACGAUAUUGUUCUAUAUCUGGUUGAUUCGAUUGCGAACUCGUCAUGGACAAAAACAUGUAUACAGCAAGGCGAUUGUAUUUUGCUGAUAGCAGAUGCAACGGCAUCACCAAAUGUUGGAGAGUAUGAGAGACUUCUAGUAAAGACCAAAACAACAGCAAGGACAGAACUUGUUCUGUUGCAUCCGGAGAGAUAUGUUCGUCCCGGUUUGACCAACAAAUGGUUGAAGAAUCGGAUAUGGGUUCAUGCUUAUCAUCAUAUCCAGAUGCAAUGCAGUAAAGUACACACAGUUUCGCCAAAUGUUGCACAUCAGGAUGCUGAUGUUUUGCGAAUUGAAAAAUUGCCUGGUCUUCUCAGCAAAUCCACAAGGAUCAUAAAGGAUAAUUUGAAAAAUCGUGUAGAGAGUAUUGUGGCCAGAAAUGAUCUGCUUCUUCGUCUGACGAGAGAUUCGUUCCGGUCGAAGAAGUAUUAUCAGCCCAUGCAGGUGCAUAAGGACGACUUCAUGAGACUUGCACGUCUAUUGACGGGUCAAUCUGUGGGACUAGUUUUAGGUGGUGGUGGUGCUCGAGGUAUUAGUCAUGUUGGAAUUAUCAAAGCAUUGGAGGACAAUGGUAUUCCCGUUGAUAUGAUUGGUGGAACUUCAAUUGGUGCCUUUGUUGGCGGCUUGUAUGCAAAAGAGUACGACUUUGUGCCUAUGUACGGUAGAGUGAAAACCUUUGCAGGUAGGAUGGGCUCCUUAUGGAGAUCGUUGUUUGAUCUCACCAUUCCAGUCACUUCUUACAUCACAGGUCAUGUGUUCAACAGAGGUGUCUGGAAGGCAUUUGGAGAGUCAAGAAUUGAGGAUUUCUGGAUUAAGUAUUAUGCCAAUUCUACCAAUAUAACAGAAUCCUUAAUGGAGGUCCACACAAGCGGAUACGCAUGGCGUUAUAUUAGAGCAUCAAUGUCUCUAGCGUCCCUUUUGCCGCCAAUCACCGAUAAUGGAAACAUGCUUUUAGAUGGUGGUUACGUUGAUAAUCUUACGGUUGAAGAGAUGAAAAGGAGAGGAGCCAAAAUUAUUGUUGCAUGUGAUGUUGGUUCGGCAGAUGAUAGAACGCCGAUGGAUUAUGGGGAUUCUCUCAGCGGAUUUUGGGUCCUCAUGAACCGUAUUAAUCCAUUUUCGAAACAUCCGAAUGUGCCAACAAUGGCAGAUAUACAAAUGAGACUAGCAUACGUUGCUUCUGUCAAUGCUUUGGAUAGAGCCAAGAAUACAUCUGGCUGUUUGUAUCUUAGGCCACCAAUUGAGGGUUAUGCCACGCUUGAUUUUUCAAAGUUUGAUGAGAUUUACAGGACAGGUUACACGUAUGGAAGCAAAAUAGUUAAAAAAUUGAAAGAUGACAAUGAAUUUCCUGUCCUUAAGGUUAAAAAACGGGAGGCAUUGGGUGUUCACCCUUUAAGGAGAAGGUAUUCUAUUUAA
Molecule: messenger RNA, 4845 nt
Organism: Brettanomyces bruxellensis
Lineage: Eukaryota; Fungi; Ascomycota; Pichiomycetes; Pichiales; Pichiaceae
Exons: 1
Coding region: 1-4845 (1614 amino acids)
Biological process (GO): phosphatidylcholine metabolic process
Cellular component (GO): endoplasmic reticulum
Molecular function (GO): phosphatidylcholine lysophospholipase A1 activity
Source: RefSeq, a predicted model, not a curated record